Prunus armeniaca (apricot) is the source of this 2049-nucleotide messenger RNA. Lineage: Eukaryota; Viridiplantae; Streptophyta; Magnoliopsida; Rosales; Rosaceae. The record is from the annotation of a GenBank genome assembly.
AUGCUGGAGAAGGAGCUUAGUCGAAGCCAGGAGGAUUGGAAGUACAUUCCUCAACCACCAUACCCAGCAAGCUUACUCCAGCAGCCCUAUCCCAGAGGUUACGAAACGCCAACCUUUGUUCUUUUCGAUGGGAGGAAAGGAAGCCCAAAGGAACAUUCAACCGAUUCCUUGAUGCUUUGGGGCCACACGCCGCACGAGGAGAGGGUCACCACCAUGCAGCUCAACAACACUCGCCAAAAGCAAGGAGAGGAUCCCAUGGACUUUGUGAGAAGGCUCCGGGACUUGGCUCUCGAUUGCUAUGACGAAAAGGAUGAAGAGGCACUUGUUGAGAUUUGCAUCAGCAACAUUGUAGCAGACUAUAGAGUGUACUUGGAAAAUAUUGGCAUCAAUCAAUUUUCCCGGCUGCUGGAAGCAGUAAGAAAGACGAGCAUGUCUGUCAAACCGGCUGGACAAAGAAGUUGGAGGAGUAAGAAGAAGGAAUCACAUCAGACGUUAGCCACAGAUGAUAAGCCAUCUAAUGACUACAGUGCACGCAAACAAAAGGAUAGGGAGACAUACCCGCCAUUACCUUGCAAAGAUGAAGAGUUUCAUGUAAUCCUCGACACGAUGAUUGCUGACAGCGCAAUCAAACCCCUCAGGCCCUACAAGGUUCCCACUAGGGAAGAAAAGAGUGAUCCCAGAUAUUGCCGCUACCACCAGUUUGUAGGACAUCCGACCACCGCUUGUCAAAGUUUAAGGAGGAUCUUACAUCGCAAAAUACAUGAGGGAGUUCUUGAGCUUCCCUCUAGGAAGCAAACUAUUGAUGAAGACCCUUUGCCAAAACGAAGGGGGAAAGAGACAGCUGCUGUUGUUACAUGUUCAGAUGAUUUGCUCGAUGAUGACGAAUUGUGCCACCCAUGGAAGGAUGAUCCGAAGCCACCAGAGGCUAUUUGGGAGCCUUGUAGAAACAUGGAUAAAGCUUACUGGUGCAAAUACUCGAAACCAUCAAGCUACGACAUGCCAUGGCCACUCGCUGAUGGAUGGGAUGGCUGUGCAGACAAUGGAGUGUUCAUGUUGGACAUGCCGGAAGAGCAAUGCCAGGGAGCCUCGUCCCGACAGCAGGAAACGGCUACUGUGACAUUUCACACUCUUACAGAAGCUGAGGCGAAUGUAAUGGAGCGAUAUAUAGGCUUGAAGCAAGGACCCACAGCUUCACAAGUCCUCCAGAGGAAUCCAAGAGUUAAGUCGCUCUUUGACCAACUUGGUUUCGGGCCUCAAGCGAGGGAAGCAGCUGCUGUAGCCCUCAUGAAUAUUUCUGCAGAAUCCAACCCCCAUUGCUUCACUGCUCAACCUCAAAGGUCAUUCUUGGAAAAUGACAAUGUUAUUGUUUUCACAGAUGAAGACAUGAAAGUUCCAUACCCGGAUCAUAGAAGGCCACUCUACCUGGAGGGGCAGGUCAAUGAUGUGUUUAUACGGAGGGCUUUGGUAGACACGGGCUCUUCUGUCAACAUUUUGCCUUUGUUUGUACUUACAGCAGCUAGUAUUCCACUAUCCAAGAUCGUGCAGUCCCAGACGAGCAUUAGCGGUUUUGGGAAUCAAAGUGAAGUUACAGUUGGAUACAUGCAAGUAAAUUUGAAGGUAGGGCCAAUCCGGUCACUUACCAAGUUCUAUGUGGUGGACGUAGAUGUGGCUUAUCACGCUUUGCUGGGAAGGCCAUGGCUCAACAAGCAUAAACUUGUGGUCUCUACUUACCAUCAAUGUGUAAAAGGGAGGAUUGGGCUAAGGCCACUUCGUAUACCUGGGAACCAAGCACCGUUCAACCAAAACGAAGCUCACUACUCCGAGACAGAGUUCUACACUGAAUGCACAGGCGUCGGAAGCAACCCAUCUAAGGAUUUCGGGACUUACCUGCCAUCGUGGACCGAAAUUCGUGAUCUGAGCAACAAGGAGCUCAUAACCAUCGUUGAUCGAGAAAGAAAGAGACACUCGGAGGUCAACAACCAUGCCUACGAUCAUCCUCAAUGCUCAAAGGUGACGCUGCCAGAUGGGCGCACUGUAUACCGCUUAUGA